GGAAGUGGGGCGGUGCCGUUUUUGGACUAUGAGGGAGGGUGUUGACGCCAUAUUGGGAAGGUCGCUCGCUUAGCCGCCUUUUGGGACGGUCCCCGCGUUGCCGCCAUCUUGGGGAGGCCGUCAAGCGUCUGCCAUUUUGGGGAGGUCACCUGCGCUGCUGCCUUCUCGGGGAGGUCGCGCUCGCGCCAUUUUGGGAGUGGCACCUCGGAUUCGUGACGUCAGGCUACCCUCGGCUGUGACGUCACUUGGGCGUGGCAUCACGGCGGGAGGGCGGGGCCGCAGCCAGGCCCCACCCAGGAGGGGCCGGCCCGGUCCCGGUGGCGGCGGGCGGUGGCGGGGGCCAUGGCCAAGGCCUACGACCACCUCUUCAAGCUGUUGCUGAUCGGGGACAGCGGCGUGGGCAAGACUUGCCUCGUCAUCCGCUUCGCCGAGGACAACUUCAGCAGCACCUACAUCUCCACCAUCGGGAUCGACUUCAAGAUCCGCACUGUGGAUAUCGAUGGGAAGAAGAUCAAGCUGCAGGUCUGGGACACGGCGGGACAGGAGCGCUUCAAAACCAUCACCACGGCCUAUUACCGUGGAGCCGUGGGCAUCGUCCUGGUGUACGACAUCACUGACGAGAAAUCCUUUGAGAACAUCCAGAACUGGAUGAAAAGCAUCAAGGAGAACGCCUCGGCCGGGGUCGAGCGGCUCCUCCUCGGCAACAAGUGCGACAUGGAGGGGAGGCGGAAAGUGCAGCGGGAUGCAGCCGAGAAGCUGGCGAAGGAACACGGGAUUCGCUUCUUCGAGACCAGCGCCAAGUCCAGCGAGAACGUGGAGGAGGCCUUCCACACACUGGCUCGGGACAUCCUGCACAAAUCCUUCCGGAAAGCUCCCCCCGGCAGCAGCAGCAGGGCCCUGCUGGAGCCUGGCCCCCCCCGGAAGGCCGGUGGGAGAUGCUCCCUGGGAUAGGGGCUCAGGACCUCCCCGAGACCCCCGGGGCAGCGCGGGCGCCUCUCCGGAGGGAUCUGGGGGGGAGUUCGGGGGGAUUUGGGGCUGCCCCCCUCUCUCCUUGUGCCAUAAAGCCCCGCUGUGCCUUG
This is a messenger RNA of Vidua macroura (Pin-tailed whydah), 1079 nucleotides long. RefSeq names its product RAB13, member RAS oncogene family (gene RAB13). Gene Ontology annotation, molecular function: GTP binding; GTPase activity. Gene Ontology annotation, biological process: protein secretion; cellular response to insulin stimulus; regulation of exocytosis. NCBI's taxonomy places the organism in Eukaryota, Metazoa, Chordata, Aves, Passeriformes, Viduidae. The transcript is spliced from 9 exons. The record is from RefSeq and is a predicted model, not a curated record. Bases 343 to 951 code for a protein of 202 amino acids. Gene Ontology annotation, cellular component: endosome; synaptic vesicle; plasma membrane.